CUGAAUUAAUGGCAGAUUAUUAUGGAGUUGAGCAACCGAGGAACAUGCCAAAUUCCAACCAAUUCCCAGUAGAACCUGUGCAAAUAUCUGACCUUCUACCAAAGAGGGUGGCAACCAUUAGGCCUGUUCAUAUUUCAGAGAUCUUGUCUUAUCCCGUUCAACCACCAGGGGGUCCAGUCUACCUCUCAGAUAUCUUGCCUGGAACGGUAUAUCCAACGAAUAAAUCUUCGUCUAAAUGGGUGGAUCCGUUCAAAAGUGAGGGUGGUGAUGAAGUUCAAAAUGUAGAAAGAAGAAAAACCAUUUACAAGCCACCUCAUCUCAGGGAUAAAAAUAUAACCAUGUCUCAUACAAAACCAUCACUCAGAUUGAAGUCUUCAAGAAACGGGGAUGAAAAAAAAGUGGUAAGAACAAUUGAAGAUGAGUCAGAUUUUGUUUGCAGGAAAAAUGUUUUGGAGAGCAAUAUAUUUGGUAUAAAUAAAGUGUUUGAGAACACUGACAAGCCGUGAGGACUGUGGAACCACCAAAAAGAAAAACCUGAACCGACUAGAUAAAAUUUGUCAAUCGGAGAAAGGGAGAUCAACCUCUAAGGGAACCUCAGAUAAAGAAGAUGAAUACGACCAAAAUGUGGAUACAAUACAAGAAUGUGCCAAAACAGAAGACUGAAGCAGUGAAUUUAGUAGAAGAGAAAUCACUGAAAUUAAGACCAGAAUGGAUGUGGAAGACCAAUGACAAGAAGGAACAGAGAUUCAUCACACAUGAAGAUGAGAUUUUCCCACCAAAUAAAGGCAAGACGACGAAUCCUCUACCUAAUGAAACAGUUUCUUACAAUGUCGUGUUAUCAAAUUUGAAAAAUGAUGGAGCAGCUAAUCAGAAGGCAGAUAAUGAUUUUCCCAGCAUAAAGUUCAAGAAAGCAAUUAAUCAGAAGGCAGUGAAUUAUUUUCCAACUGAAAGUACAAGAAAGAUACUAAUCAGAAGAUGGUGAAUGACUUUUCCAGUACAAGGUUCAAGAAAGUUAUUAAUCAGAAUGCAGCAAAUGAUUUCCUCAACAUAAGGUUCAAGAAUGCAAUUAAUCAGAAAGUAAUGAAUGAUUUUCCCAUCAGAAGGUAAUGAAUGAUUUUACAAGCACAAGGUCCAAGAAGAUGAAGCAAGCGGAAUUUCGAGAAGAUCCAAGAACCGUACAAAAUAGAAGAAUUGUUCAACCAUUUUAUGGGGGCAGCCAACAUGAUCCAGUCCCGACUAGUGUUACUCAACCCAAGAAAUACCAUACCUAAGUAAGUGCUCAAUUCUAUCUAAGGGCGGCGAACGCUCAUAAAACUUAAGGAGAUUUUUUUUUAGAAGUCCAAUAUCUCUCUCAUAGUGU
This is a messenger RNA of Papaver somniferum (opium poppy), 1360 nucleotides long. RefSeq lists its product as uncharacterized. The record is from RefSeq and is a predicted model, not a curated record. The transcript is spliced from 2 exons. Bases 9 to 506 code for a protein of 165 amino acids. Lineage: Eukaryota; Viridiplantae; Streptophyta; Magnoliopsida; Ranunculales; Papaveraceae.